Molecule: messenger RNA, 2718 nt
Organism: Anthostomella pinea
Lineage: Eukaryota; Fungi; Ascomycota; Sordariomycetes; Xylariales; Xylariaceae
Source: the annotation of a GenBank genome assembly
AUGUCAAGCCCUGCGAAGAAGAGGAAGCUGAACAGCGACUCCAAGUCAACAGGCCCAUCUUCGAGGGGCCUAGAGUACUUCUUCUCUAAGCAAAAACCCAAGGCUCCUGAUAGCCCUGCGCCGGUCGCAGAUCAAUCUGGGCAGGAUGUCCACUCCGGCGAUCAUGAGAUGACCGAUGAGGCGCUGGCGAGAAAGCUCCAGGCCGAGUGGGACCAGGAAGAUGCAGGCGCCAGACCCGUCGCCGCAGCUCAGGGUAGCUCAGCAGCUUCACCGGUGAUACCGCCUGAAGAAGAGGAUACCGCCAUAAUUGUGCCCGAUCAUGUCGUGGACCAGGCAGGGACACCGAAAAAGCCCCUGCCAAAGGUGGAGAUCAAAGCGAAGAACACAUUGUCCCUGCAGUCUGUUGCCGCAUCCGUGGACACAGUCUCGGAAUCCAUACCCUUUGAUGAGAGCCCGCUUACAUUCGACCCUACCAAGUACGCACGACAGCUCCAGGAGCUUUGGGCUGGCGAGGGAGGUGAUGCUUCAUAUGCGCUCUUGACACGAUGCUUUGUGCUGGUGAAUGGCACAUCAAGCCGGAUUAAGAUCGUGGAUACUUUGGUCAACUGCUUGCGUGUGCUCAUCGAAGGAGAUCCGGAAAGCCUACUGCCUGCGGUCUGGCUAGCCACGAACUCCAUCUCGCCACCAUAUAUCUCACUAGAACUGGGACUAGGCGGCUCGGCCAUCUCGAAGGCCUUGAAGCAAGUUUGCGGUCUGGACAAUCGAUCCCUCAAGGCAAUUUACGACAAGUAUGGCGACGCGGGUGAUGUGGCCUUCGAGGCCAAGAAGAAGCAGAGCUUCACCCUGCGGAAACCCAAACCGUUGACCAUCAAGGGCGUCUUCCAGUCUCUGGUCAAGGUGGCCAAUAGCCAAGGCCAGGGAAGCGGGGAAGUGAAGCAGCGGAUCGUCGACAGAUUACUCCAGGACGCACGAGGAGGCGAAGAAAGUCGAUACGUAGUGCGUACGCUAUGCCAACAUCUUCGAAUAGGCGCCGUGAAGACCACGAUGCUUAUUGCGCUUUCUCGCGCAUUCCUGCUCGCACGCCCACCUGGAGCAGAGUUCCCACUGCGAUGCGUGGAGGAAUUGCGCAAGUUGAAGAAAGAAGAACUAGCCGAGAUCUGGAGCAAGAACGAGGAGAUCGUCAAGGCGUGUUUUGCGAGGCGGCCGAACUACAAUGACCUCAUACCCGUGAUGUUGGAGAUAGGCGUCUGUGACGAGCUGCUGAUACGCUGUGGGCUGACACUGCAUAUACCGCUGCGGCCGAUGUUGGGGAGCAUUACGCGGGACCUGGCCGAGAUGCUCACGAAACUACAGGGGAGGGAUUUCGCGUGCGAGUUCAAGUACGACGGGCAGCGUGCACAGGUGCAUUGCGACGACAAGGGCAAGGCCUCCAUCUUCUCCCGACAUCUCGAAGUCAUGACCGACAAGUACCCCGACCUCGUCGAGCUCGUGCCCAAGAUCCGCGGCGAGGGCGUCAGCAGCUUCAUAAUGGAGGGCGAAGUCGUGGCAGUGGACAGGCAGACGGGGGAGCUGAAGAAUUUUCAGACGCUCACGAACCGGGCGAGGAAGGACGUUGCGAUCGGCAGCAUUACCAUCGACGUCUGCCUGUUCGCCUUCGACCUCAUGUACUUGAACGGCCAGCCGCUGCUCGACCGCCCGUUCCGCGAGCGGCGGGAACUCCUGCGGUCGCUGUUCAUUGAGGUCCCGCACCACUUCACCUGGGUCAGGACUUUGGACGCCACGUCGCAUGACUCGGAGGCGGUGCUCGACUUUUUCAAGCAGGCGACUGACAUCAAGUGCGAGGGCAUCAUGGUGAAGAUCCUCGAUAACCUACCCAGCCUAGCAGCCCCAACGGAGACGGAUCAGGAGGCGCCAGAUGCCAAGGCCAAGACUGUCACAAAAGCCGCUAUGAAAGACAAGAAACCCUCAACCCGCCGUAAGGCCCUCCUCGCGACAUACGAACCCGACAAGCGGCUCGACUCGUGGCUCAAGGUCAAGAAGGACUACAGCUCGUCGUUCGACACGCUGGACUUGGUACCCGUGGCGGGCUGGCAUGGACAGGGCCGCAAGGCCCGUUGGUGGUCGCCGAUCUUGCUGGCCGUGCGCAACGACGAGACGGGCACGCUCGAGGCCGUCUGCAAGUGCAUGUCCGGGUUCACAGAUUCAUUCUACAAGGCGAACCGGAAGAUGUAUGACGACGGCUCAGGGGAGCCCGAGCCCGGUAUUACUGGGGCCGGGGAUGGUGCCACGGAGGAGCACACCAGAGACGGGAGCGCAGAUAAGCACGACGAGAAAGAAAACGACGACGACGACGAGGAAGAAGAAGAAGGCGAAGGCGAAAACCGCCGCUACAAGAACGUGCGCAAGACCAAACCCAGCUUCGUCGAGUACGCGGGGCACCCCGACGUCUGGUUCGAGCCGCAGGAGGUGUGGGAGAUGGCCUUUGCGGACAUCACGCUGUCGCCGACCUACACGGCGGCCAUCGGACUCGUGAGUCAAGAACGCGGGCUCAGUCUACGGUUCCCGCGCUUCCUGAAGAAGAGGGACGACAAGGGCAUCGAGGAGGCGAGCAGCAGCGAGUUCCUCGCCGGGCUGUGGCGCAAGCAGGAGGCGAAGGCGGCUCCCGCUGCGGCGGUCAAGGAGGUUGAUGCAGACGAGGAGGAGCAGGAGGAGGUUUAA